GCUGAGAAUACUCAUAUGCUUUUACCAAUUCAUUUGCUCAUUUCACUCCUUCAUUCUGUGAUUGCUUUCUUAUUUCUUUUUUUCUUUUUUUUGUACAGUGUUCUGCCUGCGUGCCAGAAGAGGGCACCAGAUCUCAUUACAUAUGGUUGGGAGCCACCAUGUGGUUGCUGGGAAUUGAACUCAGGACCCCUGGAAGAACAGCCAGUGCUCUUAACCGCUGAGCCAUCUCUCCAGCCCGCUUUCUUAUUUCUUAAUAAAACUCAGGUUCCUGAAUCUCAAAAACCUAGACCAAAAAAAGCUCUAGAGUUUCCUAUUGUGGAGAAACAGAACUGGUUGAUCCAUCUCCACUAUAUCCGGAAGGAUUAUGAAGCGUGCAAGGCUGUGAUCAAAGAACAGCUUCAGGAGACUCAGGGGUUAUGUGAAUAUGCUAUCUAUGUCCAAGCACUGAUUUUACGCCUGGAAGGAAAUAUCCAAGAAUCCCUAGAACUCUUUCAGACGUGUGCUGUUCUCAGCCCUCAGUGUGCUGAUAAUCUCAAGCAGGUGGCCAGAUCUUUAUUUCUUCUGGGAAAACAUAAAGCCGCCACUGAAGUAUAUAAUGAAGCAGCUAAACUUAACCAGAAAGACUGGGAGAUCUGCCAUAACCUGGGAGUGUGCUAUACUUAUCUAAAGCAGUUCAACAAGGCACAAGACCAAUUGCACAGUGCCCUCCAGCUUAACAAGCAUGAUCUGACUUACAUAAUGCUGGGGAAGAUCCACUUACUGGAGGGAGACCUGGACAAGGCCAUUGAGAUCUACAAGAAAGCAGUCGAGUUCUCACCAGAAAAUACAGACCUUCUUACAACUUUAGGAUUACUCUACUUACAGCUUGGUGUUUACCAGAAGGCAUUUGAACACCUUGGGAAUGCACUGACCUACGACCCUGCCAACUACAAGGCUAUCUUGGCAGCAGGCAGCAUGAUGCAGACCCAUGGGGAUUUUGAUGUUGCCCUCACCAAAUACAGAGUUGUAGCUUGUGCUAUUCCAGAAAGUCCUCCACUUUGGAAUAACAUUGGGAUGUGUUUCUUUGGCAAGAAGAAAUACGUGGCAGCUAUCAGCUGCCUAAAACGAGCCAAUUACUUGGCACCCUUCGAUUGGAAGAUUCUGUACAAUCUGGGCCUUGUCCAUUUGACUAUGCAGCAGUAUGCAUCAGCAUUCCAUUUUCUCAGUGCAGCUAUCAACUUCCAGCCAAAGAUGGGGGAACUCUACAUGCUCUUGGCUGAUAGGGUCUCACUGUGUGGUCCUUUCUGGCCUGAAACUUACUGUGGUCUUCAGCUCAGAGAUCUGGAUGCCUCUGCUGGGAUUAAAAUGGCUCUGACCAAUCUGGAAGAUACAGAAAAUGCCAAGAGAGCUUAUGCAGAAGCUGUCCGCCUGGAUAAGUCUAACCCUUUAGUAAACCUGAACUAUGCUGUGCUGCUGUAUAACCAGGGCGAGAAAAAGGGUGCCCUGGCUCAGUACCAGGAGAUGGAGAAGAAGGUCAACUUUCUCAAGGACAACAGUCCUCUGGAAUUUGACUCGGAGAUGGUAGAGAUGGCUCAGAAGUUGGGAGCUGCCCUCCAGGUUGGAGAGGCACUGGUCUGGACCAAACCAGUCAAAGAUCCCAAGUCAAAGCACCGGACCAAUUCAGCUAGCAAAUCCGCUGCUCUCCAGAAGACUCUCGGCACCUUUCAAGCUCUAGGAGAGGCGAUGGCUUCAGCAGCUGCAUACAGGAAACUCCCUUCAGGUGCUGUAGGAGCCCAGCUCACAAAGCCACCAUCACUUCCACUGGAGCCAGAGCCAGAGCCCACCGUGGAGGCAAGUCCAACAGAAGCAUCAGAACAAAAGAAAGAAAAAUAGCAACAAACACGAGAAAAACAGGAUGACCCUGGAGUAGGGGUCUCUUAGGUGAGACCAUAUAGAAGAUGGUCAUAUGACCCAGGCAGAUGGAGGCCAGCCCUGUUCCCUGGAUGGGUACUGCAGAAUUAAAACAGAACCCAGGGUGCAUUGUGAUGAUCAGGAGGAGCCUAAGGCCCAUGCAGCUCUUGGCUGGCCCCAUCAUCCAGGAACGAGGGAGAAGACAUGCUAGAUAGGCUUGAGGCCCUGCACGUAUAGAUCCAAGACUCAGCAAGGCAAAUGAUCAAAGACUAUCACUCGAUGAAGGACUUUUAUCUUGAUAAAGGGAAAGGGACCUCUGCUCAGUAGCCUAUGGUAAUGAAGCCUCAUUCUAACUGGACUGUGGAAAUACAUCAGUCCCCACUGUAAUACAAACCUUGAAUUGAGAACCUAGUUAAACAGGGUCCCCUCCCUUCUUUUAGAUUAAGUUGAGACCCAAUCUGGAAUAUAUUCUAGCUGUAUUUGCUCAGAGAAUCUAAAACAAGUCUCUAUUUUCAUUCUUAAAAGAGGUUAGAGUCUGGAGCCAGAUCAUGUCAGUAUAAGUAGUAGGAGUCAAGGCUGGUCUGGAAUUGGCACCGAGGAUUUAAAGAAAAGGGUGUGGGUAGGGUGACUGAGGAUAGAGUUCAGUUGCUAGAGUACUUGCUCAGCUUGCACAAGGCCCUGGGUUCGAUCCCCAGUACAGCUGAAAAAGAACAAAGCUCUUAGCCAAGGAAUUUUAACCAAGACAAUCAAUGAUGAAUGCUGACAAAUGCUCUCCUGGCCCAUUAGCGGCCUCUGUAAAGAUUAUGGACCACCAAGAGGUCGCAUUAAAAGCUUUUUUUUAAAAAAAACAACAACAACAACCUGUGAUCACUGUCUAUCUUUACCUAUUUCCAAGCCUGGUUUGCACCUAUAACCACUUCAGAGCCAAGCUGGUCUUGCCUAUAGUGUGGCCUCACAGCGGCCCAGAGGGUUGGCUUCCUCUGAGGCAGUCCUGGUUUUCACCUUAACUGGAAGCUAGAAAACUGACAUGCUGUCAAGGUGGAGUGUGGAGUUUUUUGGUAUUAUGGCUGGGUCUGAUUUGACAGACUGAACAGAGAUCCUCUUAAGUUCUCUUACCUCAGAUGGCAAGCACAGUCCCAGAGGUGAUUCCUUUGCCCAGGUAGCAGGCUUGUCAUGGAGCAGUCAACAAAACUCUCCAUCAGCAUGAAAGGUAGUAUAGACUAAACUGAUUGACUAAACUAAAGGUGUUGGUGAGAAAUAAUAGGAGUUAGAGAAAUAACAGGCUUAGAAGGAGAGGAGAAAGAAAACGUGAAAGAAACCCAGGCGCUAAAUCAGCAGAAAGGAGGGUCUGGCUGUAGGUGACAAAUGAGAAGAGACUGUUAGGUAGGUGGAUACUCAGUCUCGACUUAAGACGAGGCAUAUGGGUGACUAGGAUCAAGGACUUUUCAAGUCUGGUGGUAGGUAGCCCUGGUCUUUGAGAUAACCCAAUGAUACCUUACUAGACACCUAAAUAACCUGAGUUGAGAAACGAAAUCUGUUUAAAGGUUCUGCUAGAGAAGUGGUUCUCAACCUGUGGGUUGUGGCUCCUUUUGGGUGUCAAACAACCCUUUUACAAGGACUGCAUAUAAGAUCGCCUACAUAUCAGAUAAUGCAGAUUAUGAUUCAUAACACUAGCAAAAUUAGUUGUCACGUAGCAACAAAGUAAUUUUAUGGUUGGGGGGUCUCCACAACAUGAGGAAUUGUAUUAAAGGGUCUCAGCAUUAGGAUGGUUGAGAAUCAUUGUGUUAGAGGAAUCUGGAUUUUGUACUAGCUGAAGAGCAUGGGCUUAGGAAGUCUCUUAAGAGCAAGUCUAUUGGGGAGGAACCUAUAGUUGGGAAAGAAAACCCAUGUCAGAAGGUAUAUGCCAGGCUGCACAGGAUUAGAACCUGCAGUUGGACAUAACCUCUGAUGGUUCAUCACCAAGCAGGGAUACACCCUUGGGGAAGCAGUGGUGGCUACAGAAGCCCAUGCAGAGAUUAAGCUACUCAUUUUAUAAAGCUUCAAAGUAGAGGAGAAAAAUCUCUAAGGGUGGAACUGAAUUCCUUACUCUGAGAGGACUUUAAAUAUUUUUAAAGACAGGGUUUCGUGUAGUCCAGGCUAGCCUCAAAUUUACUAUGUAGCUGAGAGAAUAGCCUUUACCCUGUUCUUCCUGCCUCUACCUUCCAAUGCUAUGGCUAACAGGAGUGUGCCACCACCACUGGCUAAAUCUUAGUAUCUGAGGCUAGACAAGUGCACAGUGCUGUUCUCUUCAGGUGAAGUGUGGCAGAAACCAAGAGGCCUGCUCAGUUUCCAUUCCUCAGGGGCAGUAUGGUACCUUUCUUCCAGGAAUAGUCACAAAGCAAUGCUUUCCAUAGUGCCUGGACUUAGGUUUUCUUAGAUAACAAACUGUACAUGUCCAGUCUUCUGGGGGUCUAGAUUCGCAGUUUCUCAUUCAUUCUGAAAAGAAUAAAAAGUUAUUCUAUGAAGGCAGCUCACAACACAAUUUUAACAGAUUUAGGAAAGUGAGAUCAUAAUGAUAGUCACAGAUAUAGGUAUGGCUUUGACCCUUUAGAAAGACUGAAUCCCCAAACUGACAAUACUAAGUGCUAGCAAGGCUUCAGCAUAGGUACCUUGGAACUAAAUUUGGCAGAUCUUUUUAAAAAAAAAACUAAACAUAUAAUCCAAAAGUAUUUGCUGAAAUGAAUUAGAAACAAUCCUGAUGCCCAAACCUGUGCAUAAGUGAGUGAGUGAAUAACUACAGUGGAGCCAGACAGAGGAAAAGUGCAAAAUGGAGCUAUAUCAAGCUGAGAAAAGGAUGUGGUCAGUGCAUAAUACCAAGUGAAAAAGCCAGUUUGAAAUACCCACAAACUGCAUGAUCCUAACUAACAAUGUGUUCUGGAAAUCUAGCCAUUCCACAAUGUAAGCAUAUUUCAAAACUAUGUUAUCUACAGUGUGUAUAUAUAUAUUUUACCAGUAAAAAAAUAAAUCUGUCCUCAGAUUAACACUAUGCAUAGGAAUUAAGUCAAACUACAUUACAGACCUAACUGUAAACGCUGAGGCUAUAAAGCGCCAAGAAACCUUGAGCCUGCA
Peromyscus californicus insignis is the source of this 4998-nucleotide messenger RNA. RefSeq names its product Bardet-Biedl syndrome 4 (gene Bbs4). Lineage: Eukaryota; Metazoa; Chordata; Mammalia; Rodentia; Cricetidae. Gene Ontology annotation, cellular component: ciliary basal body. The transcript is spliced from 17 exons. The record is from RefSeq and is a predicted model, not a curated record. Bases 16 to 1872 code for a protein of 618 amino acids. Gene Ontology annotation, biological process: protein localization to cilium; cilium assembly. Gene Ontology annotation, molecular function: protein binding.